This is a messenger RNA of Striga asiatica, 3048 nucleotides long. The record is from the annotation of a GenBank genome assembly. NCBI's taxonomy places the organism in Eukaryota, Viridiplantae, Streptophyta, Magnoliopsida, Lamiales, Orobanchaceae.
CAAAGACUCUGAUCACCUUAUUUCUUUUGAAGGCCUUUUUAUCUACUUGGGCUUCAGGCCCAUUGAUGCUUGAUCACUUGUAAUGGACUGUACUAUCCAUGUGGACCAUACCCGAAUUGUCCAUCGAAUUCAGGCAAACCCGUUACAGUAACGGUUAGUAAGAGCUUAGAAAGCAAACCCCACAUCUCAGUUCGCAAACGCCGUCAUCGUCCGCCGCCAAUGGCGCACCUGGACCAGCGGCGGCCGUGGACCAUCACCUUUCGAGCCAAGUCCAAGUCCUUGGAUCUCAAAUUCAAGCUACCCAAAUUUUUGCUUGUCCGCAAGCUUUUCCGAUUCACAUUACAUCUCGAGCUCCACCCGUACACCUUGGACAUCAAAUCCAAACCCAAAUCCCUAUUAUCCUUAAGUUCAAAAACAUUAAAGCUCAAAUUCAUCAACAUGUUCAAGAAAUUCCACAGUAAUCGACCCAGAAAUAAAGGCAUUGCGAGAAUCUGGUCUGCUCAUAAGAAUUGCCUGUGGAGGAGAAGAAGAAAAGCGUGUGUUGUUUUAGGGCUUUCGCUGUUGGCAGUAAUGGGCUUGUGCGUGGUUUUGCAGCUGGGAAGGGUUUGUGGGCAGGGCUUUAUGUGGAAAUGCGUUGGUUGGGCUUGGUAUUAUGCUGCAUCUUAUGGGCUUCCACACCUUUCAAAGAUUUUGAUUUUACCAUUUCGUGGCCUGUUGGGAUCGGUGGGUAUUCGUAAAGAUCCAAACUUUGGCCUAAAACCCUGCGGCAGUGAGCUGAAUUUUGGUGAAUUCGACCUCCUUCCGGACUCUGAAUUUAUUGUUUAUAUGUACCGUUUUCCUUCUGUUGAGUUGAAUGAAGUCCUAUUCUGCAAAUUUGUUCUCUACAGAUAUCAAGUGAGAAAAGUGUCCGUCUCGUUCAACAUUUUCUUUUGCUUUCAGCUGGAACUCGCACCUUCUCGACAUUGCAAAGUUUUCACUUGCAACAUGGGAUGCUUUACCGUGUUAAAGAGUAAGAAGAAGAAAUCUGACCAUACCAAUUACGUUAAACAUGUGAACCCGCAGGAGCAUUCACCUUCUGUUUUGCCAGAACCCCAAAACCGUACACGCUCUCUACAGUCUGCUCCCCCGAGCUUCAAAACCAGAGUUAAACCUUUACAGUCGAAUGUUAGUGGAGUAAGCAGUAGCAGAAUGCGAACAUUAUCAGCCCCUUCUAGUCUCGAUGCUGCCGAACAAGAUGCACUUGCAUCUGUCGAAUACGAGGAUCAAGAAGAAACAACAACUCGGAUUGGGUCCAUAAAAGAGUAUAGUAAUUCACCGAGUCCUCAGCCUCUUCCCCUCCCAUCACCCUGUGGUGCCAAUGCUCUUAAGGCCACUGCAAGUUUUAAAAUGAUAAAUUGCAGUGGCCCUCUUAACAUGUCCGGGCCCCUCCCUUUACCCCCUACUUCACAUCCAGCUCUCACGGCUAAAGGGACACUUCUCAAUUUUUCCUAUGAAGAACUUGCAUCUGCUUGUCAUAACUUCUCUCCUGAGAGAUGUAUGUCUGAAGGUUUAUCUUCUGUCAUGUACCGAGCUUCAUUUAUGGAGGAUGCUUCUGGAUCAAAGAAGCUUGAAGCCACUGUGACUCGUCUUCAUCCUUGCAAUCAGGGUUUGAAAGAAUUUGUGAAUGAUGUAAAUACGCUGGCAUCUUUGCAACACCCCUACCUCUGUAAAUUAAUUGGAUAUCAUGCGCGUGAAGGCUCAGGCCUCAGGAUGUUGGUUUAUGAGAGGCUAUUUCAUGGAAGUCUCGAUCGGCUUUUAUAUGGGAGAUCUGAUGGCCCACCUCUCGACUGGAAUAGCAGAAUGAAAGUUGCUCUGUGUGCGGCGCAAGGUCUUACCUUUCUGCACGAGGAGGGACCCUUUCAGGCAAUGUUCCAAGAUUUCUCAACCUCGAAUAUACAGAUUGACAAGGAUUUCAGUGCAAAGCUUUCUGGGCAUGGUUGCAUCGGCCACAUUCCCGAGACGGAUAUCUCCAGCAGCUCAGUCGCUGUGGCAAAUCUUUCGGUGGAGACUCUUGAAAGGGGCCUUUUAACACCAAAGAGCAAUGUGUGGAGUUUUGGGAUUGUGCUUCUCGAAUUGCUCACGGGUCGGAAAAACCUCGACAGCCGGCACUCAAAGGAAGAGAGGAAUCUCGUAAAAUGGAGUCGCCCUUUUCUGGCGGAUGAUUGCAGGUUGUCCCUUAUCAUGGACCCUCAGCUGAAGGGUCGUUUUCCGGCCAGAGCUGCGCGGACAGUGGCUGAUAUUGCUCAACGGUGUCUCCAAGUGGACCCCUCAGAGAGGCCCACGAUGAGGGUUAUCGUUGAGCACCUCAAGACCAUACAGGAUUUGAAGUACGCAUCUCGAUUUCCUCUGCAGGAGCCGGGCAAAAUUAGCGGCAAACAGAUGUUCAGAUCACCCAGCCUAAACGGGAUUGUGCCCAAGGCCACAAGAUUGAAUCUUUCUCCUUCUCCUCCUUCGGCUAGACCUAAGUCUAUUACACCCUUGCAUGGGCUGCCACUGGCUCUGCCUCCCAGAUCGAGUUCGUAUACGCUGUUAUUAGAGGAAAGUGAUCGGCAGGAAAGCUGUAGAUUCUCUUCUUGCUCCACCGUUCGUAGGUUGAGUGUGAAAGAUUUUGAUAGUUAGUUUAGUAGAGUAAGUUUUUUGAACUUUUUGUUUUUCUUUUCCUUUUUCUUUCUUGAGUUUGAUGAAAUGAGGAUCUCACAUACAAGAUAAGAGAUGAUAUGUAUAGAGUUUGUUUUUUUUGCAUAGAGUUUGUUUUUUUUGCUCGGGUGGCUCGGAAGUGCUGUUGAGAUUCGUCGUGCCGCGCGCCCUUAUGUUGAUACUUGUUCUCUUUCUAGCUUGUAAUAUAUUUACUAGUACAUAGUAUUAUCCUCCCAAAUGUUCGAUUUUUACGAUGAAACUGUGUCAAGUGUUAUGAAUGAAUGUGUCAUUUGGCUUGGCUUUACAGUUAAGGAAAGAACAAUGAAUGCAUCACAGUUAAUAAUACUCCUGUAUAUUCUUAAUGUGUGUUCA